UGAGUGAUUUCGCACCUGGUCAUAAUCAGAGGAAUAUGUCUUCAUCAUCAAAAUUAAAGCUCUGACAGACCUACAGGUUUAGUUUGAGUUUGGCGACAUGCAGACGCUGUUUAGUUUGAUUUUUGUUCUUUUUUUGUACUUCAUUACAGGUAAUGUAUGUUAUCUGAGCAUCUCACCCAAGGGACCCGUGACUGUUGAAGCUCUUGUGGGCACCAAUGUGACCCUUAGUGUGUCUCACGCUGGUGUCCCUCAUCCUGAGGUCAUGUGGUUUAAGGGAAGUCUUCUGGUUGCCAAAUGGACCGCUGGUAACAGCUCGCUUUCAGGUGUUGCUUCAGGCGUUUUUAAACCAGAACUCAAUGGAUCCCUCACCUUCAUGAACGUGUCGCUUCGUUAUAAUGGUACAUACACCGUGGAAAUGAAUAAUAUCGGGGAGGAAAAGGUCAGCACUACAUUUUACCUCUUUGUUUAUGAUAUCAUCAUGAAUGUAUCCCUGCACACUGAUCCAGGAGACGCCAUUGAGGGUGAAGUGAGCUUUACCUUGUAUUACAGCACAGUGCAAGGGGAGGCCAAAGAGGUGCGGUGGUUCUUUAAUGGACUCCAGUUAAGAAAUGGAUCUCAUUAUUCCAUCAGCGGGAAGAACCUCACGAUAAACCAGCCCAGCAGGAACGACACGGGCCGCUACACUGUGUUACUAACCAACCCGUUCAGCUCGGAGACGCAACACUGGAACAUCACAGUGCUGUAUGGACCCGAUAUGCCAGUUCUCAAGGUCAGUCCCACAAAAGCAGUCUUUGUUUCGGGCGAGUCUCUGUUCCUCUCCUGUCAGGCCGAGGGUGAACCGCCCCCCUCCGCCACAUGGUUUUUCAAUGGCGAGUCCAUUGAAACGUCUUCAACAGGAACAGUCAGUCUCACCAAUGUUAAGACGAGUCAAAGCGGCAUUUAUACUUGCGUGAUGAUCAACACCAGAACUGAGGCGACACUUCAGAGAAACGUCACUAUAAUUGUCUAUGAGUCUCCCAGCGGUGAGCCUCUGUGUUCAGUGCAGGCUGUGAAUGGAGGCGCAGCGCUGCAGUUCCUCUGUCUGUGGCCAGGCGGUGCUCCAGAAGCACAGGUGUCGUUUCCCGGCCUGAGCGUGAAUGCCAGUGGAUACGGCAAUUACAGUAUGACUAUAAACGACACUCCGAGCUUAAACGGAAGAGAAAUCAUCUGUAAAGCCGAACAUCCUCUGAUUCGGACACAAUGCAGUGUCAUUCCUCGCGGUCCUGUGGAUUUCCUCCCAGUAAUUUUCACCAGCAUGAGUCAAGAUGAACAGACAUUGGUUGUGAUUCAUUGCUCUGCUGAAGCAACACCUCAAGCUCUUGUGCACUGGAUCAAGGAUGGAAACCACUUGCAAACUGGGCCCAAAUACCAGAUCAGUACAAACACAACUCAACUGUUUAUUUAUGAUUUUAAUGUCACUACAGACCUCGACACCUACACCUGCACUGCCAUCAACCCUCUUGGCAAUAAAACUGUGGACACUACACUGCUGGGCCCUCAAAUCGCAAACUCGAGUGUUUUCCUGAGUAAUGAUCGAACAGAAGUAACUCUAACGUGGGACGUUCCUCUCACCUCCGUUAUUACAGGCUUUGAUAUCCAGUUGAAGGGCCCAGAGCUCUCAAGCCCAUCUCAACCCAAACUCAGCAUCGCAUCAGACUUCCGCACCAUCCAAUCAAAGCCGGCCUCCGCCAGAGCCACCACCGUCUCAGGACUCCACCCAGAAUGCACGUACUACAUCAGAAUCAUCCCUAAAGCCGGCAGAACCGCAGGAGAACAGUCCGAGCAACAUCGGAUUGGACCAGCUGCUGGACUCAGUGGAGCUGCUAUCGCUGGGAUCGCCGCUGGAAUCCCCUGUGCUCUUCUCGUCCUCCUCAUUGUGCUGGCCUUCAUCUACUGCGGAAGACGUGAUCGAAUCCCCAGGUAUCCUGUAUCGAGAGCAGUGGAGAAGGCCGUCAUCUCUCAGUCUACUCUGAACCCUCAUCGUCUGCUGAGAGCCAGACUGAAAGCACCGCCUGAGUACAGACAUCAGCAGCCUGAGCGAUCGGCUCAUUUGCCGUCUGUGAACUCAUGCGUGAGAAUGGCCACCACCGUCUGACUCUGAGAGCUUGAGCCUUUAACCUUAUCCAGGACAGUUGUUGACAUGUUGCAGCCCAGACGCGAACCAGUUUCACCCACAUGAGCACCACAGUUACUCCGGCACCGUUUAUUCUGUUAUUCUGUCUAAGUGUAUUUUAAAUUCAGAUGUGAGCACUGUAUCAAAAAGACAAAGUUUCUGUCGUUUAUUUUAAAAUAAGUACUAAUUUUGUUAAGAAAUUAAUACUUUUAUUCA
Messenger RNA from Sinocyclocheilus rhinocerous, 2368 nucleotides. Its product is annotated as V-set and immunoglobulin domain-containing protein 10-like. The transcript is spliced from 12 exons. The record is from RefSeq and is a predicted model, not a curated record. Gene Ontology annotation, molecular function: protein binding. The coding region runs from base 98 to 2134 and encodes 678 amino acids. Lineage: Eukaryota; Metazoa; Chordata; Actinopteri; Cypriniformes; Cyprinidae.